GGUUAGUUUUCAGAAAGAACCAUGUCGAAUGCGAACAGAUCGAUUCAAAAUCAGAAAUCAGCGCGAACAAAAUGGCUCAUGCACGACUUCAGCUGCUCGGCUCGCAAUAACAAAGUGGCCACCUCGGGUCCGCACGACCUGCUAACUAAAGUGGGCUACAGCGACAAGGCGUUGCCGUACGACGUCGUGGCAGCUCCUAGAGAUGCGAGUUUGGUGACUAAGAGGUCCUGGGAUAUUGCACUGAGUCCUCUGAAGCAGGUGCCUCAGAAUCUGUUCCUCAUGUGGAUGAGUGGAAACACUAUCUCAAUUUUCCCCAUCAUGAUGGUCGGCAUGCUUUGUAUGCGACCGGUACAGGCACUCUUCAGUGUGCAGGCCAUGUUCUCUCAGUUCGACUUCCCUCUCGGGCCAGGAGGUGUGCCUGCUGUGAUGCAGAAGUGUGUCUACUUGCUGGGACUCCUGUUCAACAUACUGUUGGCCAUGUACAAGUGCAGUUCCAUGGGGCUUCUGCCCCUCAACCAAUCAGACUGGAUCGGAUUCCUCACUCUGCAGACCCCGGUAGAGUUCACACCUGGACGCUACUCAUUUUUCACCACCACUACUACAUGAUGUGCACUUAUGAAGUCGUGACAUGAAGUAGAUUCAUUUGUAACAUUUGGAAAAAGAAUUUUCAUGUUUGUUGCAAUUAACAUUAUUUUGUGCUUAAAUGCGAGCGUUUCAGGUUCCAAAUGUUUCAAAUAGAUCACUCCGCUAUUUAAUCAGAUAAAUAAAUUGCAAUUGCAAUACGUGUUGCUUUGAAAAGUAGUAAUGUUACUCAUUGUUUAAUUUUCCCUAGCGUUUGUAUGUUUUUCCUUUAAACUCGAUAUUCUGAAACGUG
Symsagittifera roscoffensis is the source of this 874-nucleotide messenger RNA. RefSeq names its product ER membrane protein complex subunit 4-like. Lineage: Eukaryota; Metazoa; Xenacoelomorpha; Acoela; Convolutidae. Gene Ontology annotation, cellular component: EMC complex. Gene Ontology annotation, biological process: protein folding in endoplasmic reticulum. Bases 22 to 606 code for a protein of 194 amino acids. The record is from RefSeq and is a predicted model, not a curated record. The transcript is spliced from 2 exons.